Molecule: messenger RNA, 5687 nt
Organism: Daucus carota subsp. sativus
Lineage: Eukaryota; Viridiplantae; Streptophyta; Magnoliopsida; Apiales; Apiaceae
Exons: 4
Coding region: 431-5188 (1585 amino acids)
Cellular component (GO): nucleus
Molecular function (GO): chromatin binding
Source: RefSeq, a predicted model, not a curated record
UACCAAAAUUGGAUUUCAUUUUAAGACUUCCUCAGCAGAAGAGCGAGCUUAUUUCGCCGUUUCGCGUAGUUUCAUCUCUCUCUCCUUCUCUCUCUCUCUGCGAAAUCCCCGGUGCCCUGAAAUCUCUGAAUAUCGUUUUCUCCGAUCAUCUCUCUUCUAUACAUAUAUCUAGAUCUUAUAAUUUAAUCGAAUUAUUCUCCGCUUACACCUAAACCCUAGCCUCUCCGAUUCUCCGAUUAUUUCGCUCGAAAUUUGGGGAUUUCUGUUGUUUCGUAGAUAUUUUCAUCGAUCUAGGGUUUUGCAACAGCUCCAAUUGACGAAUUAUGAAGAAAAGCUAGGGUUUUGAUAUCGAGUCAUGGUGGAUCAGUGCUAAUCGAUGCUUUUUUGUUAGGGCUGGAACUUCAGUUUAAAUUAUUCUCACUGCCGGCACAUGUUGCCGGUCUCCGUUUCCACCACGCCGACCGGAGGAGGUCAUUCCGAAGAAUUUGCUCCAGUUACUGCUGAUUCUUUCACAAAGGAUGGAAUCAAGAUAUCUGUUGGCGAUUGUGCUUUUUUUAAGGCACCCAAAGAUUCGGCCCCAUUUCUUGGAAUGAUCCAUAGAUUAAUUACAAGCAAAGAAGAAGGUUUGAGGUUGUCUGUUAGUUGGCUUUAUCGGCCUGCUUACGUAAAGCUUGUAAAAGGUCUUCCGCUUGAAGCAGCACCCAACGAGGUGUUUUACUCUUUUAACAAAGCUGAGAUACCUGCUGCAUCAUUACUCCAUCGGUGUAAGGUUGCAUUUCUUCGUAAAGGUGUUGAGCUUCCUUCAGGGUUAUCCUCAUUUGUGUGUAGACGAGUGUAUGAUACCGAAGCAAAGUGUUUACGGUGGUUUACCGACAGAGAUUAUGUUAAGGAACACCAGAAAGAAGUAGAUCAACUCUUAGACAAAACAAACAUAGAUAUGUAUGCAGCUGCACAGCCAGGAGGUCGUUCUCCGAAAGCAUUAAAUGGUCCACAAGUUAAGCCUAGUUCAGAUAGCGCUCCGAACAGUUCAUCCUCUUAUCAUUCUCAGGCUAAAGGGAAGAAAAGAGAGCUACUUGUUCAAGGAUCUGAUUCUGUGAAACGUGAGCGUACUUGCAAAGCAGACGAUGCGGAUUCUGGUCAGCUUCGACCAGAUCAGAUUUUAAAGUUUGAGAUUGCUAAGAUAACAGAUAGAGGAGGCCUCACAGAUUUUGAAGGGGUUGAUAAAUUGGUGCAACUCAUGCAACCUGACAGUUCAAUGAAAAAGCUAGAUUUAGCUUGUCGAAUCAUACUGGCAAAUGUAAUAGCUGUAACGGAUAGAUUUGAUUGUCUUACUAGGUUUGUUCAGCUCAGGGGUUUGCCCGUGUUGGAUGAUUGGCUCCAGCAGGCUCACAAGGGAAAACUUGGUGAUAACAGUAGUCCGAAAGAAGGUGAUAAAUCUGUUGACGAAUUUCUCUUGUCAUUGCUCCGAGCACUAGAUAAACUACCAGUAAACCUUCAUGCACUCCAAACAUGUAACAUUGGGAAAUCUGUGAAUCAUUUACGUACUCACAGGAAUUCUGAGAUACAGAAGAAAGCCAGGAGUUUAGUUGACACAUGGAAGAAAAGAGUUGAAGCUGAAAUGAAUAUGAUCGAUGCAAAGUCUGGCUCAAGUCGUGGUGGUUCUUGGCCAACUAAAUCCUUGAAUUCUGAAGUUUCUAAUGUUGCUGGUCGUCGAAAUGGAGAACCAACUGAGCCCGGUGUUAUGAAUUCCAGUGUACAAACUGGUGCUUCUAAAAUUCCAUCUGCUAAGCUUGUCACUAGUGAGAAGUUGUCUGUUGGUUCUCCUGGCACAGCUAAACAGUCAGUGACUGCAUCAGAAGUUGCAAGUACUAAGGAUUUGAGUACUGUGGCAUUGGUUGGUGCAGGUUCUUCUGAUGCCCCUCUUACAACCAUUAAAGAGGACAAAAGCAAUAGUUCUAGCCAGUCCCAAAACAAUAGUCAGUCCUGUUCAAGUGAAUAUGGAAAAACAAUCUCUUGCAGGGAAGAAGCAAGGAGCUCAACUUCUGUAUCAGUUGGUGUUAAUAGGACGUCUAGUGGUCUUUCACGCAAUAGGAAGUCAAACAAUUGUAACGACGGAACAGUUGUCCAAGGGACUCAAAAAGAAACUAGUAUUGGAAAGAUGAGUUCUGAACAUAGGAAUUUGUCUUCUGAAAAGUUAUCUCCUACCAGAUUAACAACUGAAAGAACACCUGAUGCACCCCAUGUGGACAAUGGUAACAGCAGGAGGCUCAUUGUUCGGUUGCCAAACACUGCUCGCAGUCCUGCAUGUAGUGCUAGUGGUGGGUCUGCGGAAGACGUUUCUGCAACAUCUGGUAAGGGUUCUCCAUCGAUGCAAGUUGAGGAGCCUGUAGGAAAUGACAGGAAAGUAAAAGGAAAAAUGGGUACUUUUCAAAGGAAUGGUGCUCUGAAUGUGACUGUGGACACAAAUCAGCAAAAAGAUGGAUUGCCCAUCUCCGAAGAUGCCAACAUGGCAUCUGGUGGUCUAAAUUCUGAUGAACAGAGCAGAGGCGGAGAAUGCUCUGACAAACUGACAGAAACACCUACAGAUACUCAUUCUCCUUCGAGGAGUGCAGCAAAAUCAGGGAAAUCCUACGAGGCUUUGUUCAGCUCCAUGAAUGCACUGGUAGAUAGUUGUGUAAAGGUUUCUGAAGCAAAUGUAAAUGCAUCGGUUGGGGAUGAUAUUGGAAUGAAUUUGCUUGCCAGUGUUGCAGCUGGAGAGAUAUCUAGAUCUAAUGUCUCACCUUCUGGAUCUUCUGGUAAAAAGUCUUCAUUACCCGAAGAAUCUUGUUCCGGGGAUGGUAUGAGAUUGCGGCAUACUGAUGAAGAUAGAGAUAAAAAUGAAGAUCACCGCAGAGAAGUGUCAAAUGGUGCUGUUAUAGGUCAUGGUAGCUCUAAAAAUUCUUCGCAUACAAAUUCUAGUGCAAAAUGCACUGAUGUGAACAUGGAAAAGAAGUUGUCCAUGGACAGCAAAACCACUUUGUUGCGCUGUGAAGAAAAGAAUGUGGAUCGUGGCGCAGCAUUAAAAGCUUGCAAUGGACCUGUUCCAACAGCUCAUGAAAGGCCGCAUGAACCUGUCCAGGAAGACACUGCAACCAUGUCUUCUGAAAAUGUUAAGAAAAAUGUUAAUGCAGCUUCUGAUGAAGUUGACCAGUUUCAGGAACCACGGAAGCCGACUCACACCCGGACAAGAGAUGUUAAUGCCUCGAGCUCGAAACCUGAAGUGGGAACUGAUAUAUCUAAUGAAACUAUUGAGGUGAAUGGGGUACCUGUGCCACAUGAUAGUGCAGCCACACUUAAGAACUUGGAGGUCAAAGCUAAUGAAGAAUCACCAUCUUGCUCAUCUUCCCAUAGGUGCGACCAAGACAAAAAAAAUGUAAAGUUGUCUGGUAUGCGUGGAAAAAUGGAAGAUACUGAAUUGCCAGGUUUACCUAGUACAGUGGGAAACAGGGAGCCAGAAGCUGCAAAGGAUGGUGAAAUGAAUUUACUAUUACAGACAACGCAAAGUGAGGACCAAACCCCUGGUUUAAGCUCAUUAACUGUUCACCAGAUGAGUGAAAAUUCUCAUGGAAUUGCAGAAAAGAAUGAUCUUAAUAAUUUGCAUCCUAGUGCAUCUCCUACUAAGACUACUGCACUACCUGUCCAGGAAUCCAAGGAACUGAUCAAGUCUAGUGGUAGCAAGUCGGAAGUAGCAGAAGAAUUUACUUCCAUUCCUGAUAUUUCUACUGUUACUGCUUCUGUGUCAGAAUCGACUGUAAAGGUGGACUUUGAUCUGAAUGAAGGUCUUCCCAUUGACGAUGGAAUUUCUGGGGAUCUUGAUAAAUUGCCGGCUUCUGGAAAUGUAUCAUCCAUUCCUUUACCUUUCACUUCACCAGUUCCCAUCUCAUUGGCUGAAGGUCGUCCUUCAGUUACCGUUGCUUCUGCUGCUAAAGGUCCAUUUGUCCCUCCAGAAAAUCCGUUGAGGUUAAAGGGUGAACUGGGUUGGAGGGGUUCUGCCGCUACCAGUGCAUUUCGACCUGCUGAACCUAGAAAGAACCUGGACAAUCCCCCAUGUACAGUUAGUGUUCCUUUAGUUGGGAGCUCCGCGACUAAACAAAGUCGCCCACUUUUGGACUUUGAUUUGAACAUACCAGAUCAGAGAGCUAUGGAGGAAGUGGCUCCUCAAAAAUCUGUUGCAACUUCCUCAGAAACUAGACGCAGUGAACAAAUUGGCGCUGGUUUUAAUCUUGAUUUGAACAUAUGUGAUGAUAGUCCUGAAAUUGGUCACUUCUCAGUUAGCAGCUGUAGAACGGAAAUGCCAAAGAGGCCUCUAAGGCCAUCUUUAUAUGGUGCUGAGUCGAACACAUCGAGGGACUUUGAUUUGAACAAUGGACCUGGUCCCGAUGAAGGGGGUUAUGAAGCUGCACCGCAUGCUAAAAACAGUAUUCCCUUUGCUUCAUCAGUUCCUCCUGUCAGAAUGAAUAACAUGGAACUUGGAAAUUUUGCCUGGAUUCCUCCUGGAGUCUCAUACUCUCCCUUAGCAAUGCCUCCUAUUCUUCCUGGUAGAGGUGAUCAAAACUAUCUCACUCACCCUUCAGCAAAUUCACAGGGAAUUAUGCUUCCACCUGGAAACACUUCAUUCAAUCCUGAACUUUAUAGGGGUCCCGUCCUGUCAUCAUCUCCUGCAGUUGGCUACACACCAAAUAUCCCAUUUCAGUAUCCUGGAUUAUUCCCAUUUGAGACCAAUUUUCCCUUGUCAUCCAAUUCGUAUUCUGGGGUUUCAACACCAUUCACAGAAUCAUCAUCUGGUGGCCCACAUUACCUACCUGCUAUCCCCCCACAGGUGAUGAGACCUACGGGCAUGGGGUCUACUCAUUAUUCCCGACCCUUCGUGAUGAGCAUUCCUGGAAGUACUAGUAAUGUCCCGGAAAGUAAAAAAUGGGGUGACCAGGGUUUAGAUCUAAAUGCAGGGCCUGGAGUUACAGAACUGGACAGGAGAGAGGAAAGGUUGCCUUCGGCUUUGAGGCAGCUUCCUCUUACUGCUUCACAGGCAUUACCAGAUGAGCAGUUGAAGAUGUAUCAACAAAUGGCAGGAGGGAUGGUUAAAAGAAAGGAGCCAGAUGGGGGAUUCAACGGAGAUAGGAUUAACCACAAACAUCCUCCAUGGCAGUAGGACAUGUUAGUAAUAUGCAUGAAGCCUUCGAAUGCUGUUGUGCAGGUUGGAUCUAGGUACAGGACUCUUGAAGUUCUUGUCUAAAAUUUCAUUGGAGGGCUGUGCGGGACACACUAUAUGUGUUAGGUUCACUAGAACUCUUGUGGUCGAGACUGCUCCAACUCAACAAGCAUUGCAAUGUUGGCAGAACCUGUGUAGAUAUUUAACUUAAAAGGCCUGUGCUCCGUCCAGAACUAGGGGAAAAGAGAUUUCGACAUGUAUGUAUUGCGCCAAUUCUCACAAUCACAUCCUCAUUGUUCAUUUCUUUCAAUUUAAAAGAGGAUUGGGUGUAUAAACUGCCGAGGCAGAUGCUGGUUCUGUAUGUGGAUUGUUCUUUGCUUUCUACCAUCUGUCAUAUACAUAGUUGUUAGACUAGUGCUGACUUUCAAAUUUUGGUUCUUUUAAAACAUAGAUGAAAAUGUUGAUGAUAAAGUGCAUUCAUAGGUGCCUGUUGGUGUUA